Medicago truncatula (barrel medic) is the source of this 935-nucleotide messenger RNA. Its product is annotated as polyadenylate-binding protein 2-like. The transcript has 4 exons. NCBI's taxonomy places the organism in Eukaryota, Viridiplantae, Streptophyta, Magnoliopsida, Fabales, Fabaceae. Bases 6 to 935 code for a protein of 309 amino acids. The record is from RefSeq and is a predicted model, not a curated record. Gene Ontology annotation, molecular function: RNA binding.
AUGCGAUGGAGAAUUUGAACUAUGUUCCUCUGAAUGGAAAACCCAUUCGUAUUAUGUUUUCUCAUCGAGACCCUCUCAUUCGUAAAACUGGAUUUGCAAAUCUGUUCAUUAAGAAUCUAGAAACAUCAAUAGAUAACAAGGCAUUGCAUGAAACUUUUUCUGUUUUUGGAAAUGUGCUUUCUUGUAAGGUUGCUAUGGAUAGCAAUGGUCAUUCUAAGGGACAUGGUUUUGUUCAAUUUGACAAUGAUCAGUCUGCAAAAAAUGCUAUUGAAAAGUUGGAUGGCAGGCUGAUGAAUGAUAAGAAAGUUUAUGUAGGGUAUUUUGUUCGGUGUCAAGAAAGGUCAUCACCUAAGUUCACUAAUGUGUAUGUGAAAAACCUUUCUGAAUCAUAUACUAAUGAGGACCUUAAGCAGCUUUUCAACACUUUUGGUGUAAUAACAAGUGUUAAGAUAAUGAAAGAUGAGAAUGGGAACUCUAAACGUUUUGGUUUUGUGAAUUUCCAAAGCUCAGAUUCAGCAGCUACUGCUGUUGAGAAGUUGAAUGGGAGCACAACUAAUGAUGGGAAGGUUUUAUUUGUCGGGAGGGCUCAGAAAAAAUCGGAAAGGGAGGCAGAGUUGAAAGCUUUCUUUGAGCAAGAAAAGCUAAAAAGAUAUGAGAAAUUUCAAGGAGCUAACUUAUAUUUGAAAAACAUUGAUAAGAGUCUUAAUGAAGAAAAACUGAAGGAGCUGUUUUCUGAGUUUGGAACAAUAACAUCUUGCAAGGUAAUGUCUGAUGCUCGUGGACGCAGCAAGGGCGUCGGUUUUGUUGCUUUUACCACACCUGAGGAAGCGAGCAAAGCUAUCGAUGAAAUGAAUGGGAAGAUUAUUGGACAGAAGCCAGUAUAUGUUUCUGUGGCCCAACGCAAAGAAGAAAGGAAAGCUCAAUUGCAGCAUUGA